Messenger RNA from Toxoplasma gondii ME49, 3903 nucleotides. Its product is annotated as sodium/hydrogen exchanger NHE2. The coding region runs from base 937 to 3408 and encodes 823 amino acids. Gene Ontology annotation, cellular component: membrane. The record is from RefSeq and is a predicted model, not a curated record. The transcript is spliced from 12 exons. Gene Ontology annotation, biological process: proton transmembrane transport. Gene Ontology annotation, molecular function: sodium:proton antiporter activity. Lineage: Eukaryota; Apicomplexa; Conoidasida; Eucoccidiorida; Sarcocystidae.
CGUUGACGCAAGCAAAAGCUUGUGAUAUGUCUUCAACAAGCUGUGCCUCGCUAAUCGGCCCCGGCCGAGUGCGGUUGACACUACGCACUGCCGAGCUUCAAAGAACUAUUUUGCAUUGCGUUUUUGCGGAUUUUUUCCGCUUUACUUCUUAGCGUAGUCCAACUUGCUGGACGCCUUGGUCUUCGCUGACCUCCGGCUUCUUUGAUGCUGAAGUUAAUCGGCGUUUCUUUGACGUUCGCGACUCUGAUUCCGCUCCGUGACGUCACCUAGCCGCCAAUUCGCAUAAUCCUUUUUUACCAGUCCGAAAAUCCCGCAGUGUGUCUGGUUCUGUUGUAGACCGUGUACGUCGUCGACUCAGUGGUGAAAUCAUACAGACGUUAUGUUGAUAAAUAUUGGCUAACUGGCCGCUGCUGAUGGAUUUUAUUAUUAUGUAGUAACAAGACGCCACCGCCGGCGGCCUGCCCGUAGUUAUGUCCCGGCCACACAAAUGUGCGAUUGACAGUGCAUACACGGAACAACAUUCAAUUGAUUGAGUGCGGAUUAUCAGUUUUUUAGUGUAACAUGCUGAAUGCUGCUAAGUCACUCGAUAGUGCAGCCACGUCCCAGAACAUUUACGCUUUGCUAGAACAAACCCCAAAGUAUUUGAGUAGACUGUGGGCUUAAUACCUUGACGAGAAGGCAUCUACAAUCCGAAUUGUUUUCUGUUAGUGAAAAUCACUAGGGGGAGAAUUGUGGUUUUUGCGUGUUGGAAGCAACGCACAGGUCCUCAGGACACCGCUAAGGCGGAGUCUGGUUGUCGCGGUUUCCAGGGUGUGUUGUGCAGCUGUAAUCCGCUUUUCAUUGCUGCCCCUUCGGAGAGGCGUUGGUGUUCUUCCAAAACUUCUUGUCUUCCUCAGUGAGGUCGCAAGCUUUGAAACUGGCCCCUGUUUUUCGGAGAUGUCGGCACAUACUGAAACCAUGACUCUAGGAAUUCCAUUGUCCCCUACGGGGGAACUCGUCGACGCAGUGCCGCACGCAACUGCGGCUACCGAGCACCUGCACGAGCAUGCGAUUGUGAUGAUCAUUGCCAGCAUUUCCUUCAUCUAUCUCCUCUCGGCAGUUCUUGCUGGUCUUGUUGGCCUUCUUCCGAAAUUCAGACCCCCGAUCACGGUUGUUCUGUUUCUGGCUGGCAUGUCUUUGCAGCCGCUCUUGGAAUGGAUGCAAAACCGUGUGCUUCUUCAAGGCAUACGACUCAUCGGCAACGUCGAUCCAUACCUCAUCUUCUUCGCGCUCCUUCCCAUGUGCCUUUACGAAAGUUCCGCUUUCGUCAAUUACCAUAUGUUCAAGCAGGUUCUGCCCUCAAGUCUCCUUCUUGCAAUCCCAGGGGUUGCAGUGAACAUCGGGCUCGUCGGAGUUUUCCUUCGAUACGGAGUUUCGCGCGUCUACGAUUGGCCGGCAGCCCUGAUGACUGCAUCUAUUGUCUCAGCCACAGAUCCUGUCGCAGUCAUUGCGUGUCUCCGUGCCCUCGGCGCCCCUGAAAAGCUUUCUUCCCUCAUAGACGGGGAGUCGCUUUUGAAUGAUGGAUCGGCUGUCGUCUUCUUCGAGGUCUUCCGCUCUAUCGUGAUUGGGACAUACACAGGAGUCGGCUCUUCCGUCGUUCUCUUCAGUCAACUCUCGUUCGGGGCCUUGGGGUACGGUCUAGCAGUAGCCAUCGUUCUUUACCUCUGGCUCUUGACAGUCCGCGAAUUCGAGAUUGUUCAAGUGACUGGAACAAUUGCGGCCGUCUUCACGGUCUUCUUCACAGCGGACCACUUCCUCCACGUCAGCGGUGUCCUGGCGGUUGUCACUCUCGGGAUUUUUAUGGCGGCCAAGGGCUCGACAGCUCUCCAGAGGUCCAUUCAGAAACUCCACCAUGAGUCUGUCGAGCUUCUUUCCACGCUUUCGGUCCAAGCCAUUUUCGUCUGUGGUGGAGUCAUUGCAUCUCGGCUUCUAAUUCAGUACGCGGACACCUGGCAAGAGUGGGUCGAGCUACUCCUGCUCUUCGCCGUGCUGCAAACUGCACGCUUCGCUGUCGUCUUCGGUUCAUGGCCCUUCAUCACAUGGAUGGGGCUGCCCCUCAGCUGGAAGGAGUGUUUCAUCAUCUCGUACGGUGGCCUUCGCGGCGUCAUCUGUCUCGCCUUAGGCCUGGUUGUCGAGGCAGAUCCUCUCAUCUCCCCAACGCUGCGGGAGCACGUCGGAAUCUGCGUGGCAGGCACUGUGAUCUUUACGCUUCUCAUAAAUGGAACGACAGCAGAGCUGGCGUACACGCGUCUGCGGCUGUACCCCAUCUCCAAGUAUCGCCGAGAGUAUCUGGAUUCGGUGUUGGCCUCCAUUGAUGUCUCGUUCAACCGCAAGAAAAACGAACUGAAGGACUACUGGCUGUUCAGAGGAACAGACGUGGUUCAAGCGGCGAACGAGGCGCUUCCGCAGUUUUCCAAGGGUCACCUGGAUGUGAAUGGAAACCUACAUAUUCCUACCAAGUCGUUCAGAGAAGUUCUUCGAAACCCUCCGUCGUGCGAGAACUGGAAUGUCCAAGCUCAAGUGACGGGAUUGGCAAAGCUGGAAUCGAGAGAUUUUGGUGUGCCAUCACAACUCGGCGACUGGACUCAUGGACUUGUCUCGACGAUCAAGAACGUGAAGCAGCUGACCAGCCGCCAGCAGCGUAGCCCAGAGUCUAGGGAUGACCAGCACAACCCUGAGGAAGUCACGUUGGUGGAUAAGGAGGCAGGGCAGCUCGAGAAGGAAGUCCACGUCCUCCACAUCAUGUUCAGUGCGAUGAGAGAAUUUUACUCAGGCAUGUACAAGCGGUCAAACAUUGGCGGAACAGCAUGCUUGCUUCUCACGUCGACUGUUGACAAAUGCCACUCUCAUCUCGACGCUCAGCUUCACGAUAUGACUACGAAUAAAAAGUCCCGGAAGAACGCGAAUAACACAAAUGUCUUUUCCUUCGAAUGGGAAGUUCUCCUGGCUUCCCUUAGAACGCGUUACGGCUUGUGGAAGUGUCUCAACGCGAUGCCUUGCGACGCAUUCGACCUCCUCAAGUCCUACCUGAUCUCCAUUAUCGAGACGCUUUACGCUGUGGUCGAGGCCCACGAGUUCGUGAAUCAGUCUAACCGGAAAGAAAUGGAAGAGCUCAUCAGUCAGGCGACGCUGAUGCCUUCGGACGACGUUGUCACAUCCGCGAAAGAACUGCUGGAGAAAUUGAGGAACACUUUCCCAGUCGCCUUCUCACAGUGUCUUGUUAUUAUCGCCGCACAUAUGCUUCUCAACGCGAAGCAAAAGGUGCUCGACGAAGAAAUUGAACGAGGCUUGGUCUUCCCGGAAGAUGCCGACAAACUAAAUGAGGCCCUUAUUGAACAACGCAUGAUGCUUGAGCGAAUCAUCCGAUGAGGCAGAGAUGGUUCACCACGCCUGUCGCGUAUACGUAUAUGUGCGCAUGCGUGAAUGUUCUCAUGCGAUUUCGCCGUUGUUCCCUAUAUAUAUAUAUAUAUGCAGGAAGUGACACCUAUAAGCUCCUGAGCAGUAAAGCGAAAGCUCAUUCAAAAUCGCUCUUUCCGAGUACUGCAAAUUUUGUUAUUGCGUUAGUUCGCCGUUCAAUGCGGAUCUAAGUAGAUCCACUGAACCCUCAAUCGUUUUUUUCUCUCAGCGAUGAGAGGACUGGUGCGCUCGAUCCAUCGCUUUCCUGUGAAGGACGACCGUAAACAUUCAAGACAAAAACCAAUUCGUUUAUGCUCACCUAGAGUGCCCAGUAUUGCGGAGCCAACAUUGGUUUUUGACCGACUGUGUGAGUAGUAUCGACGACGAGUCGGACUGCGCGCCUCGAUUUUGGAUUUCCUUGUUUCUAGGAACCAUACUUAAAGCACAAACGGUGGAGCAGAGAGAGCA